UCGGCGUCUCUCCUUUCUUCCACCGUCGCCUCGUCCCGCUUAGCUCUCACCCGCCCCUCGAUCCGUACUGCGACGACGGCUCACAAUGAGCACCGGGGGGAAGACACACACGGCAGCCAUCAUGGAGAUGCACACGGACACGACGACCACUUUGACCCUCCGGGAGGAUGGCUAUGGGGACAAAGACCUGGAGAGAAAUACGAAAAGGAAGGGUGGGAGGGCCUUGCGUGGGUAUUUGUCGCGAGUUGGAUAGUGGCCGUCGCAGCCUAUACCAUGAAGGAGGAUACCUCG
This is a messenger RNA of Cladophialophora psammophila CBS 110553, 291 nucleotides long. RefSeq lists its product as uncharacterized. The record is from RefSeq and is a predicted model, not a curated record. The annotation marks the transcript as partial. The transcript has a single exon. Lineage: Eukaryota; Fungi; Ascomycota; Eurotiomycetes; Chaetothyriales; Herpotrichiellaceae.